Molecule: messenger RNA, 5423 nt
Organism: Pezoporus occidentalis (night parrot)
Lineage: Eukaryota; Metazoa; Chordata; Aves; Psittaciformes; Psittacidae
Gene: SLC36A4
Product: solute carrier family 36 member 4
Exons: 11
Coding region: 87-1574 (495 amino acids)
Biological process (GO): amino acid transmembrane transport; L-alanine transport
Molecular function (GO): L-proline transmembrane transporter activity; L-alanine transmembrane transporter activity
Source: RefSeq, a predicted model, not a curated record
CCCAGCCCAUCGCGCAGGACGCAUGCGCAGCGCCGCGCCGGCCGGCUCCACCUUGGCGGAAGGGCGAACGGAGAGGCGGCGGGGCGAUGGACCGCGCCGGCCGGGAGGAGCUGGACAUGGAAGUAAUGAAGCCUUUAAUUGAUGAACAAAACUCAGAUGGCCUCUCGGAUGAAGAGCAUGAAAGUGCUAUCCUGCCAGUUGAGAAGCAUUACCAGCUUGGUGAUGGAGGAGGCAUUACGUUUACACAAACACUGACACACCUCCUCAAGGGAAAUAUUGGAACUGGGCUUCUUGGUCUUCCACUUGCUAUAAAAAAUGCUGGCAUUGUGAUUGGACCAAUCAGCCUUGUGUUCAUAGGAGUUAUAUCUGUUCAUUGUAUGCACAUCUUGGUACGUUGCAGCCACUGUCUAUGUCAGAGGAUGAAAAAGUCCUCACUGGGAUAUAGUGACACAGUUAGUUACGCCAUGGAAGUGGGGCCUUUGACUCCUCUUCAGAAACGAGCUUCCUGGGGGCGGUAUAUUGUCGACUUUUUCCUAGUGAUAACACAGCUGGGAUUUUGUAGCGUUUAUGUUGUGUUCUUGGCAGAAAAUGUGAAACAAGUCCAUGAAGGAUUCUUGGAAAACAAGACAGCUCCCAUAAAUGUCAGUGCCACCAGCAGUCCUUCUGAGAAAAGGAGUACUGAUUUACGAAUAUACAUGCUGUGUUUCCUGCCAUUCUUGAUCCUCCUGGUCUUUAUUCGUGACCUGAAGAGCCUGUCCAUGCUUUCACUGCUUGCCAAUCUAUCCAUGGCUGUCAGCCUGGUGAUCAUUUACCAGUAUAUUGUUAGAGAUAUAAUAGAUCCACAAAAACUGCCUCCUGUGGUUGGCUGGAAGAAAUACCCACUGUUUUUUGGGACUGCAAUAUUUGCUUUUGAAGGAAUCGGUGUGGUACUUCCAUUAGAAAAUAGAAUGAAGGACACCACACGUUUCCCACAGGCAUUAAACAUUGGCAUGGGAAUAGUCAUGACCUUGUAUAUCUCACUGGCCACUCUGGGGUAUCUGCGCUUUGGGGAUGAAAUCAAAGGCAGCAUAACUUUAAACCUGCCACAAGACAUAUGGUUGUAUCAGUCUGUAAAAAUUCUGUACUCCUUUGGGAUUUUUGUGACCUAUUCGAUUCAGUACUACGUCCCUGCGGAGAUUCUCAUUCCAGCUGUCACCUCCAAAGUGGAGCAGAAGUGGCAGUUACUCACUGAACUUGCGGUGAGAGCGCUAUUGGUCUGCUCAACCUGUGCCGUAGCGGUUUUGAUCCCUCGCCUAGACCUGGUGAUUUCUUUUGUUGGAGCCGUCAGCAGCAGCACUCUGGCACUGAUUCUGCCACCUCUGGUUGAAAUCCUCACAUUCUACAAGGAAAACUUAAAUUUAUGGACAGUAUUCAAAGACAUCUUUAUAGCUGUCAUUGGAGUUGUUGGAUUUUUAACAGGGACAUACGUGACAGUUGAAGAAAUCAUUUAUCCUGCAUCCACAGUUCUGGCGAAUGCAACAGAGAGCAUCGCUGCAGAUGUCAAUGUUACAAACGUGGCGGCUGGUUUACAGUAAUAACCAGGCACUGUGAACUUUAUUCCUUAACAAGAAAUCCUAGAUGGAUGGCAGACCUAUGUAUGGGACAAAUUCCAAUGGAUUUUAAAUGAAUUUUGAAAAAUAGCAUGCAACCUUUUCUUACUCUCUUGCUUGUUGUUUCCUUCAUUCCUUCCCAUCUGCUACCUGAAUUAACUCCUUUGUUCCCAGCCUCUGCUCAUGUAGUGAAAAACUGAAUUGAUGUCAGGAUUUAAAGCACAUACAUGAAAAUAGGAAGGAAACAUGAUUUUAGGUUAUUUGCAAGAAAAGAAAGAUUCUUUUAAUAAGGAAGUCAGGAUUCCUUCUUUGUCAGAAAAGAUGGAAGUCAGCCCAUUCAUCAUAUCGAGGCAGCAAGUCUAGGCAUAACUAUUUUCACUCCAGCUCUGUUGUAAGGGUUGGAGUGAGAGCUCGAUAAUGCAUGGACCUUCUCUUGCUGCCUCUGAUGGGGUGAAGUGCACCCCAGUGAACCAGGGCACUGCAUUUGUAAAAAAGAGCAGCUGUGUUUUUCAUUGCCUUUCCGGGGACUUGAAUGUGUGCUGUGCAGAAGUUCUUGGGUAGCUGCAGUUGCCUGGCUCUGGUUCCUGGGAGUCACUAUGUCUGGAAUCAGUGUACUGUGCAGAAUGACUGUGACUCUUGUUCAGUCUUUUCACGUUGGCUCCAACGGGGGGGUUUCAAGCAAUUGGAGGAACCAAGCCAUCUGUGGCUAGUGUAGCAGGCUACUGCUACUGGUGGGUUACAUGACAGUAAGCAUAAAGGCGUUUCUUUCAUGCUGACCAUCUUAAUGUCCAAGCUGAAGAAUGGACAAGACUGUAGGGUAAGGUUUAGAGGUAAAGGAUGGACCUUUUAUUAGGCUAAAAGUUAGCUAGUUAGGAGUGUUCUUGCCACCUUUUGUGAUCUGUUACUGUAUGUUCCUGUACCAUGAGAUGUUCAGCAUGCCAGACCCCUGCUCCAGGGAAAUGGCAACUGUGAUGCUCAGUAGAGCCACAGAGGUCUGACUGUCAGAGCAGCUUAAAAGAUUCACAAUGUUAAUUUCUGUAUGAGAAAGGAAAAUAUGAGACAAAACUUUCUAGAAUGGAGCUUUUGCCAUACUUUCUUACAUAAAAGGUAUGAGUUAUUUGUGAAAGAGCUUAUGAUUCCACAGCACUGUGAGCUGGGGGGUCACCAGGAUGUCUGUUUUGAAGCCCUUACUACAAGCACACCACCUGCCUGCAGGUUUUCUGAAGAAGUGACUCAGGACUUGCUUUCAACUACUGGUGCUCUGUGGAGAGGUACAGUUUAUGAGACCUAGGGUGUACAUGUGAAAAUACAGUAUUUUUUAGAAAGCGGUUAUAUAUCCCCUUGAAUUUUGAAUGAAAAAAUGCAGGAUGUUGUUUCUCAGAGCAAUAUUACUUUCACAAUGCAAAAACAUUGCAUGAUAAGCAGUUUAAUUUUGUACAUUAGGUAACUGCUGUCCUGACCAUUUUUUACACCGUUUCUUGAGCCUUGAUUUCAGCUAUACAAAUGCAUGAAAUACUGUUUGGAUUAUUUUAUCUGUUACUAGAAGUCUGUAGACUGCCUUUCUAUAGACUGCCUAUCUAUAUUUCUAUUGGAACACAUAGUCAUUAUUUUAGCAUUCUUACAUUCUGCCUUAAAUAGGAUCUAACAUGCCCUUUACUGAUUUGUGCUUCUUUUGUCUAUUUUGGAAGGAAAAAAAGAACAAGUUGAUGAGCCAGUAAUUGAGUCAAAAUGAGAUUUGUUCACCAAGUCUGCAACGCCAAGUUCCCAACUGGAAUCCUGACUUUUCAGGGUCCAUGUUUGGCUUUUGGGCUUAUACUUCAUAGAUGACUUCAACUCCAAAUGAUAAAGCUAUAUUUUCGGGUCUUGUUUUCUAAAAGCACUAUAUUUUGUACGAUAACAGAACUGUAUUUAUCAUGCUCAUUCUUGUUAUGAAGAAAUUUCUUUUUCUAAGGAAUAUUUUUAAUGGUAACAUUCCCCCCAAGAAAUAUGGUAUGCCAAAAUCUCUCUACUGUAUUUGUACAAAUUAAGGUAGAAAUGUGUUACAUUUUGCUUGCCUUCAGUAUAUUUCUCAGAACUACUGAAACACAUUACAGUGCUAGAGUAAUAUAAUGCUUUAUACAUCUAUAUAUUUUCCCUUCAGAAUGUUUCCCCAGUUAUCUACUGUGUGGUGACUGUAUUUCAGCACUUUCAUCUCCAUCUUGAUGAGGGCAUUUCUGACAAAGAUUUAUUUUAACAUGUAGUUCAAACUGCCUUUGUUUGUUCAAGCUAAUAGAUACAGUAAUGUUCAUUUUCAUUGUAGCAUGGGUAAACUUAAAUACUUGGCAGGCACUUUAAAGGGAUGAGUCUCUGCAGGUACGAUACUUCAGAAUAAACCUUUCAUAUGAAAGUGCCACAGAGGAACAAACACAGGUAGUUAGAGAAGCAAAAGGUCACUUCAGCUUUUCAUCUUAAAGAUUUUUAGUCUUUAAACUGUUUUAAAAGACAUUGAAUCUAAGCAUUUUCAUCUGUUUCAUAAUGCAUCUGUUGUUUACCUGAUUGCAUGCUGAUCAUAGAAUGUAUUUCUGUGCAGCAUAUUUUACUUGACAUUUAAAUACUUCUACAUGGAACAUUUUUAGUAGGUCUGGUAAGAUUAAAAUGCAGGUCAUUUUUUCUUGUUACUUAUGCAUCUUUCCACCUGUGUGUGUUUGGAGAAUAAAGGACUGUCAUGUCCAUUCAUACCAUCUGUUCUGCAUCAAUUGUGUCAUACUGAGCAGCUCUGAGAAGGUGCUUCUGACAGGGUGCAGAAAGACUUGACCACUCAGAGUUAGUAACAGUGCAAGUGACACGGUACUGUUAAUGAAGCUUUGCUGAACUGAGUAUCUACAACCUGAAUAGGCAGCCUUGGUACCCAGGUGAAUGCAGCAGAUCAUUCUGUAAGUCAGGCAAGUUGUUGAGAAGCUUGCUAGGUUUGAGGAAUCUAAUCUUUGCCAUCAAACUAUGGAUAACCUGGCUCAAAUACAAACCCUUACACAUCUUACUGCUGUGUCUGACCAGGGUGCAGCCUGUCAAGGAGCAGAUCUUCAAACCGGUGCAUUGCCGUUGACUGACCAGGUAUGAAGUAGUGUGUCUGUGCAGUGGGUCAGUGUUGUCAUGUCUAGCAAUGUUGUAUCUUUUGAAUCUUUAGAAUGUUUAUUAGUAUAUUUUGCACAAUGUCAAUUUUCUCCUACAGUGUAGGACUUCUGUUACUUUAACACUCAUACAGUGCAUUUGCAUGGCCUGCUCUUUCAGAUAGAAAGAGUCAGGAAUCAGUGUAUCUUGCUUUGGAUGAGAUUAAAAUGUCAUGUAGUAAAAAACUACUAAGUCUGAAUAAUAAGAGAGUUCCUGUGAAACAUUGCCAAAGAUUUAAAAGAGGAAAUUCUGACAGAAACCUCUUCUGAAUAAUAAGAGUGUUCAUUCAGCUUUUAAAGUACUGUAAUAUAAAUUGCAAGUUAAGACGCAGGGAGUGAAACUGAGAGAUUUAAUAGGUAUGGUUUACAUGAAUAUGUAUAUAAGAUGGAAACAUACUUUAGCACAAGGUAAAUUAAACUGAAAAAUGUAUGUGAUUGGCUUAUGUUCCUGACAAGGAACAGAAGGCUAUUAUAUUUAUAUACUGUACAUGCACUCAUAUUUUACAAUAUAAUAUUGUUAACAGUUUUAAUGUAAUUUAAUAAUUAGCUGCACUAUAAGUAACUGGAUCAUUUUCUUGUCUGUAACUGUUCAUACUCAAAUAUUGGGCAAGUAAGAGGGGGGUUUGCCUAAUGUUCUGUAACUUAAAUCUUCUGUAUCAAUAAAGAUUACAGUAAUAUUACCCUGCUA